This is a messenger RNA of Anopheles coustani, 2340 nucleotides long. Its product is annotated as gastrula zinc finger protein xFG20-1-like. The transcript is spliced from 2 exons. Bases 46 to 2136 code for a protein of 696 amino acids. The record is from RefSeq and is a predicted model, not a curated record. Gene Ontology annotation, cellular component: nucleus. Lineage: Eukaryota; Metazoa; Arthropoda; Insecta; Diptera; Culicidae. Gene Ontology annotation, molecular function: zinc ion binding.
GUACGUUCCGAUUGUUUAUGGUGUGUGAAGAAAUUCCUUCGCAAAAUGCUGCGCUGCGAAGGUACAAACGUGUGUAAAUGCUGCACCAAAACUGUGGAUACUUGGAAGAACGUUAGUGAAAAGAUGGUUAUUGGAGAGCAAGAAUUGAUAAUAGUUGAUAUGUUUAGAAUCUUCCACUUACCCGAGGAUAUGUGGAUCGUUGAAAACGAUAUUGUUUGCAGUAACUGUUUGCAGCAGCUCAAAUAUUGUUAUCAAUUUCAUGACACAAUAUUAUCCAAUUUGGCAGCAAUACAAAAGAUGCCUACCGUGCAAAGUAUGUGUGCUCCGGAAGAUGUAUCAAACCGCUGCACCAUAUGUGAGGCAUGCUUCGAGUCUAAACUAGAAUUAGAAAGACACCUUAAACUGUUCCAUCCUUCCCCGAAGAAUCCUUCGUACCACUGCAAGCCGUGUGAUAAAUCGUUCAAAACAAACCGUGGAAUGCUGCAGCAUAAAACAAUGUAUCACGACUCGUCCGAGGCGUACAUGUGCCAAAUAUGUGAUCGCCACUUUAUCACCAAAACCAACUACGAGAACCACAUGCGCUACCAUCAGGAUUUCCUGUGCAACUUUUGCAACGCCUGCUGGGUUUCCGAGCGCACUCUACUCGAUCAUGUGCGCGCGGCCCACUUGGAUCGUUUCUUUGUAUGUCGGUUCUGUGAUCGAACGGAGCGUCUUAAAAAGUGUCUGAAUCGGCACCUUCGAACGUCGCACCAGCAGGAAAGCAAUCCGUAUUACUGUGGACACUGCGCUAAGGAGAGCAUGGUGUACGACAGCUUCGAAGCGGCGAUAGAGCAUGUUCAAGAUAAGCACACCCACGAUGAAGACAUCAAUGAUCAUUCCGCUACGACGGAUGGCUACGAGGGCCUGUUGAAUGGAUCUAUUUUUUCCAAAGAACUCCCGCAGCUUGAUUUCCAAGACACCGACGAAUUGGUUAAGGAGCAGGAACAGUUCCUCCAAAAUCUUCAGCUUACGCGAAAUUAUGCCAAAGAGAAAGCGUCUCCUGCGCACCAACACGAAACGCGAAUCGAUCGACGGGUAGUGCUGGAGGACUUUCUGGAUGAAGCGUUCGAAAAUGAUGAGAUAUGGGAGAAGUAUAUAGAGAAUGGAGAGGAGUACCUGAUAGAUGAUUACGACAUUUACCUUCAGGGAAUGGAUGGCACUGGCAGCCAGCCGAAUCCUUGCAUGUACCGCUGUCCGAAGUGCGAUCGUGGCUUUCAGAAACAGAUCCACUUGACGGUUCACUUGGCGGAAGAACAUGACAUGGCCAGUCUGGUGUGCAAUGACUGUGAGGCAAGCUUUACGCGUCUGCACGCAUAUCGAGCGCAUCGCAAGGAACACCUAAAGGAGAAUGUUCGCUUCCGCGAAAGUAACAUCCCGGAAAUGGAGGAAGCACUCUCGUUGGUGCAAAAUACCCCGGUGGACUACUCGGUGCAGGAGGAAGAAAACGGCUACCGGUUCAUCUGCAAACUAUGUGACCGUACCUUCCAGCGAAAGCACAAUCUGGAAAAGCACCACUGCCGGUUCUACGAACAACUGGAGCAAGAGAGUGAUGCAACGAGCAAGAAGCACCAACAAUGUCCCCAUUGCGACUUCCGAUCGCAUUCCGGAAAGGAUCUCUAUCUACACCAGAAAACACAUCAUAAUGCUAGCAGCAUCAACGCGCUUAGUCCGGAAAAUAUCUACUGCAUGCUGUGUGAUCGUCGGUUUAGUUCCACCUCCGGUUUGAAGUACCACAUGAAGCGCCACACGGGCAUCAAGGCAUUCACGUGUAUGUACUGCGGGAAAAAGUUCACGGCCAACACGAACCUUAACGCGCACAUCCGAAAUGUGCACAGCGAGCAGAAGGCACACCGGUGCACCGAAUGUGGAGAAGCGUUCGCGACGAAGGAUCAUCUCAAUAAGCAUGAGCGCUCCCGGCACCGACAGGAUCGGGCCUUCGUUUGUAGUGAAUGCGGAAAGAGCUACUAUCAGCGAUCGCACCUGAACGAACAUAUAGCCGCAUCCCAUCGCGAGUGUCGCUAUAUGUGCCAGGUCUGCAACAGCUCAUACGUCUCCCGAAGCUCUUUGAAACGGCACCAGCUGCUAAAGCAUUCAUAGGAUGUUCAGUUAUCAAAAGAUUUCCUAAUGAACUGGAAGUUAAUUUUACAAAAUUUUUGGUUGCAAGAAAAAUUUUUUAAGCGUGUUAUUGCACUUAAAGUAAUUACGAAUUAUUUAAAAUGAUAUUUCUUUUUGAAAGAGGAAAUUUAUUUUUGAAAGCGAAUGUAAUGGAAUGCCCAAACAUCGAUAAUAAAACAAAAUUAU